GGCUGUGAGAGAGAGAGAGAAAUUCAGUGCUGCGUGUCAGAGCGGUGUGUAAGAGAGAGAGAGAGAGCGUGUGUGUACAGGGCAUCCAUAUUUCUGCAGGACAAACGGAGGUGUUUUCACUCAAUUCUAUUUCAGCCUCUACCUCCUGCGCUUCCUGACAUCCAGCUCUGAACAAAAACCCAGGGGUGACUACAGACUGCCAGCUUCUGCCUGGCUGCCACAUCCUGCGAUGAGUCGAAGGGAGGCUUUGGUGGGAAACCCUGCGCCUAGUGCGGCGCCUGAGGUAUCGGGCAACAGCACAAAGGCAGCAGGACCCGGUCCCCACGAGACCAAAGAUGAGAUGUUCUCCAAAGUCAAAGACAAGUUCAUGAAUGAACUGCACAAAAUCCCACUGCCAUCAUGGGCCAUUGUCGCCAUUGCGUUUGUUGCUGUUGUACUAGUUGUUUCCUGCUGCUUCUGCAUCUGCAAAAAGUUGAUAUUCAAGAAGAAGAACAAGAAAAAGGGCAAAGACAAGGGCAAGAAUGCCAUCAACAUGAAGGACGUCAAGGAUGGUAUCAAAACCGAGGCCUUGAAGGAUGAGGAUGAUGCGGAAACAGGGCUGACGGAUACAGAGAAAGAUGUGGAGCCUAAGGAAGAAGAGAAACUUGGCAAAUUACAGUACUCCUUGGAUUACAAUUUCACAGAGAAUACGUUCAUAGUGGGGAUCAUCCAAGCAGCAGAGCUGCCUGCCAUGGAUAUGGGUGGCACUUCUGACCCCUAUGUAAAGGUCUACCUUCUUCCAGACAAGAAGAAGAAAUUUGAGACCAAGGUCCACCGGAAGACGUUGAAUCCUGUUUUCAAUGAGCAAUUCACCUUUAAGGUUCCCUACACUGAGCUUGGAGGGAAAACUCUGGUGAUGACGGUAUAUGACUUUGACCGUUUCUCCAAACAUGACGCCAUUGGAGACGUGAAGGUGCCUAUGAAUAAGGUCGACUUUAGUCAUGUGACUGAAGAGUGGAGGGACCUCCAGAGCGCUGAGAAAGAAGAGCAAGAGAAGCUGGGUGACAUCUGUUUGUCUCUGCGGUAUGUGCCCACUGCUGGCAAACUGACCGUGGUCAUUCUGGAGGCCAAGAACCUGAAGAAGAUGGAUGUUGGUGGCCUGUCAGAUCCUUACGUCAAGAUUCACCUGAUGCAGAACGGCAAGCGGCUGAAGAAGAAGAAGACGACAAUCAAAAAGAACACCCUUAACCCUUACUACAAUGAAUCUUUCAGUUUCGAAGUGCCAUUCGAACAAAUCCAGAAAGUUCAAGUUGUUAUAACUGUUCUGGACUAUGACAAGAUUGGCAAGAACGAUGCCAUCGGCAAAGUGUUUGUGGGCUUGAACAGCACAGGCACCGAGAUCCGUCACUGGUCAGAUAUGCUGGCCAACCCGAGGAGACCCAUCGCUCAGUGGCACGUGCUCAAGCCGGAGGAGGAAAUAGAUGCCCUGCUGGCAGCUCAGAAAAAAUAGAGCAGCCCCGAGACCAACCCCCCCUUCCCAAAAACCUGCCCGUGUAGUGCUCUUUACCCAGUGCGUGUAAAUACCUCAGUGAUAUAAGGAUUCAUGCACCCUCACUCCUAAUUUCUAGUGUCUCGGACCACCCCAUUGAGAUGUUGUGUUGUUACGUCGGUUUCGACCCCUCGCCCCCUUCCUUCCGUCGAUAAACUCUCUCUGUCCUUUGUUGUUUCAUCUCCAUCCACGACCUUAAAAGUCCCCGACCAAAUGCCCCCUUCUUUUAAGCAAUAUGAUCUGUAUAGAUAGAGCAUGACUGGAGGAAUUUAUUGUACUGUACCACAGGUGUAUAUAUCAGUAUGCAGAUGAAAAUGAUUUGUAGUUUAUGUGUUUGUAUGUUGUUACCCGUUUCCUAAACUGUGUAUAUCUUGAUGUUUUUAAUAAGAUGUUCUAUUUUAAAUUAUGUAAAUGCAUAGAAGAGCCAAUAUUAUAUAUAACGGGAUUUAAGAGUUUUACCUUAUUGCAUUCCACUAAAUUAUACGCUAUAUCUCUAUAUAAAUAUUUACGAGUUAAAGAAUUCCAACCUGCAAAACGCUAGUGGAGGUACACUCACACUCACGUAAAGGACGGUUUGCGCUUCAUGUUUACGUAAAAAAAAAGCUUACAGAUGUACCGUACACGAUAAACACACACUGAACAUGAAGGCCAUUAACUAAUAUGGUUUCAUGGUAUAAAUAUAAUAUGCUGCUGACAAUUAUACAAGCACAUGAUUUCGUAAGAACUUUUUGUACAAAUUUAUCAAACUGAGGGACCUGUAUGCUUCGCUUAAACCACUUUAAUCGAAGGAAUUCUUCUUACUUGAUGAAGACCAAUCAGCCUUUUCUUUUGAUUUCUCAUACGGUGAUGCUGUUCAAUUUUAUUAAAACGGGUCCCCGGUUUGCUUCUUUCUUGUUUUCUGUCCUUCGAUUCCCGAAUCUUCUCGAAUCCAAGUUGGCGUCUUCGCGAAACCGUAAAUUGACCAUUUAUGGGACAGUCUCAAGCUGUAGCCAUCGUGUCCUUGAAGCUUGAAUUUGUGAAUCAGUUUCCUUUUCUCGUCAUCUGACUCGUUUCGUUGAGGAAUUUAUGGUUCAGCCUCCAAAAAAAGGAAACCAGGAGUUUUGACUCCAGCUUUAAGACAACUAUUUUUUAGAUUAAGUCAACGUCUGAAUAUUUUUGGUAACUGCAUGAUUUUUUUUUACGAUCUUUGCUAAAGGCCGGGUAACGGGGGGAUUUAUUUACACCGGGGCGUCUUUCAAGAGACUCCCUUGCCUUCAAUCAGAAGUAAUCAAAUGUUGUGGGACGGAAGCUUUUGAAGUGGUCGGUCCCAACGAAUCGAUAGUGAUGAGGGAAGGAGGAGAGGCGAGCUUUUAAACUCUGCCAUUGUUUUCAGGGAGGUACAACUCCUCCCUCCACUCACACGCCACUCGGAUAGUGGUUGUAGCUUUGGGGAACAAUGUAUUUUGGCCGCAACGGUGCCCUAAACAGCAGUUUUUGCUUUCUGUUGCCUUUUCACAGUGACAAUAGAGUUAGCCAUGCUUAACUGCCAAUCCCUUCCCCCGUGGCUACUGUUUUGCACUGUACAGUCUAGGAACGGACAAUUGCUUGUCGAGAAAAGUCCGUUCAGUCUAUAGCGCAAGAAAGCGAACCGGCCACCGACCGGUUUGGACACCACGAGCAUUAGCGAAUCUUUAACAAUAACCGUAAAAGUUAAUGGUCUGUACAGGUGAUAAUAUUCUAAUGUCCUUUACUACGGGUCUAACAAGAGGGCGAGUAGACGUUUAGUCCAUUAAAUCCAUGAGUUAUCUUGGAGGAACCUCUCGCGUACACUAGAUGCUAGCUUUAGGAGGAGUUUCUAAGUGUUUUCAAUGUUACUGUGUAGGUAAUAGCACUGUUACUUAAAAAUAAAAGGAGAAAAAAAGCUAUUCGUCAUUCCAUAGGAGUCUUUAGGGACUGAGUUGUGUAUCACUGUGACUGCGGUGUGUGCUUAGCGUUGUAGUUUUCAGUAGGUAGCCGCCAUCUUGUACAAUAGUGACGUUGUGCUGCCAUCCCCCAUCACACCGCGAGAGUACAAAAGAGAGCGACGGUUUCUGAUAACUGUUACAGAGUGCGCGCUCGCGGGUCAAUUCACAGCAUUUUGUUGAGCACUGUGCAAUGCUUGUAUGUUCAUUCUCUAGUGUUUAAACGGGCGGCAUCUCUCAGUAGGGGACAAAAAAAGCACCCUAUACAGCGAGACGAUGUAUCCAUUGAGCGUAGUCUGGUUAGGUCACAGCACACGUGUGUAGUUUGGAGCUCAACAUCUGUAAACUUGUUAAGGAU
Sinocyclocheilus anshuiensis is the source of this 3826-nucleotide messenger RNA. Its product is annotated as synaptotagmin-1-like. Gene Ontology annotation, cellular component: axon; plasma membrane; synaptic vesicle membrane. Gene Ontology annotation, molecular function: clathrin binding; calcium-dependent phospholipid binding; phosphatidylserine binding. The transcript is spliced from 9 exons. The coding region runs from base 230 to 1489 and encodes 419 amino acids. Gene Ontology annotation, biological process: synaptic vesicle endocytosis; calcium ion-regulated exocytosis of neurotransmitter. The record is from RefSeq and is a predicted model, not a curated record. Lineage: Eukaryota; Metazoa; Chordata; Actinopteri; Cypriniformes; Cyprinidae.